This is a messenger RNA of Aspergillus udagawae, 768 nucleotides long. RefSeq lists its product as uncharacterized. The transcript is spliced from 2 exons. The record is from RefSeq and is a predicted model, not a curated record. NCBI's taxonomy places the organism in Eukaryota, Fungi, Ascomycota, Eurotiomycetes, Eurotiales, Aspergillaceae. The coding region runs from base 1 to 768 and encodes 255 amino acids.
AUGACAUGCUACUACCGCAACGGCACCCACGCCGAAGACGACACCCCCUGCCCAAACGCCAACACCUGCUGCCCCUCCAGCGCAACAUGCACCGACAACCUCCUCUGCCGCGACAAGAACAAUCACGCCAACGGCUCGCUGACCAACUUCCCCGACGGACACGCAUACAAUUACACGGGGCUGUACUAUACCCCCUCCUGCCAGGACAAGAGCUACAAGGGCUGUUCUGUAGCUUGUACGACGUAUGAUUCGUAUCGCGGGCAGUAUAUCUGGGCGUGUAACGCCGCGCUGACGAGGUACUGUUGUCAUGAUGAUGAGCGGAGUUUGAGUCAGAGAGAUUGUUGCGAGGGUGGGACGUUUGAGCUGGCGGUGCCGGAGAGUUCGGCUUUGCCCUCUGCCUCUGCCUCUGCCUCUGCGUCUACGAGUGCGAGUUCGACUUCGACGUUGGCUGGGGCACCGUCGGGGUCAGUUUCUGCUUCGGCUACGGCAGCAACAGGAACAAAAAGCCUGUCAACAGGCGCAAAGGCAGGCAUUGCGGUUGGCGCGGCAGGAGCGGGAAUUAUCAUCAUCGUGCUGAUCGCACUGCUACUCAGGGCACGGAGAGGUGCAGCCAAGGCCAAGGCCCUAGAGCAAAGUCAAAGUGAAAAGAAUACAUUCCGGACAGGUGGAGCCAGAGCGAGACGAGCGGAACUCGAGGCACGGGCAGACGCACCACCGAGCGAGCUGUCUGCGAAGCCGGCACGGAGCCGCUUCGAACUGGCAUCUUGA